AAAUUUUUCGGCGACUAUUUAGAAAAGACGAAGAAGGGCCAGCUCACCCCCAACUAUUUAAAAACCCUUUGCUAUCUUUUAAUUCAAUUUUAAUAAUCGCCAUCUGAAAUUGGAAUACAGAUACAGAGAACCCAAAGCAAAAGUAGUUGAUCUGAAUUGUGAAUAGUGUGUUGGCGAAGAAAAAGUUGACCUGAUCUGAAAAUUCUGAGAAAAUGGAGACAGUGAUGGAAGAAGAAGAAUACAACUACAGAGAAGUGAGGCUUCCUUCUCUGAUACCAGUGGUGCCGGAGCCAGAACUUGAGAGAGAAACAGGGGAAAGGAGAAGAGGAAGGGAUAUACUAAUAGCCAUAGAUCAUGGUCCUAACAGCAAAUAUGCCUUUGAUUGGGCUCUCAUCCACCUUUGCAGGCUCGCUGAUACCAUCCAUCUCGUUCACGCAGUUUCUGAUGUGAAGAACCAAGUUGUUUACGACAUAACCCAGGGGCUGAUGGAGAAAUUAGCGGUCGAGGCUUUUGAAGUCGUAAUGGUGAAAUCAGUAGCUCGGAUUGUGGAAGGUGAUCCUGGAAAAGUAAUUUGCAAGGAAGCAGAGAGGAUCAAACCUGCAGCUGUGGUAAUGGGGACCAGAGGCAGAAGCUUGAUUCAAAGCGUAUUGCACGGAAGUGUUGGUGAGUACUGCUUUCACCACUGUAAAGCAGCACCUGUUGUGAUUGUUCCUGGAAAAGAUGCCGGGGAUGCGUCAAUCAUCUAGUGGAAUUAUGUUGUAAAAGAGUCUGUUUUGUAUAUUGGCUUUGUUUGAGUAUAUAGCUAACUUCAUAUACUAGUGUGAAGAUUGAUUCUAAUUCAUUGGAACAAAAAAUGAACCUCAUGUGGUGUGUUUUGUUUUGUGAUAACCCACUUUUCAGUUCGGAAAUUCACGAGUAUUUUACUUCGUUUUGCAAGUAAGAAGUGUCCACAAAUAUGGUAGUUGGAGAAUAUAAUUUUCUGGAACUUAAUAAUUGUUUGGCUGCCUAUG
Messenger RNA from Gastrolobium bilobum, 1010 nucleotides. RefSeq names its product universal stress protein PHOS32. The record is from RefSeq and is a predicted model, not a curated record. The transcript has 5 exons. Bases 213 to 746 code for a protein of 177 amino acids. Lineage: Eukaryota; Viridiplantae; Streptophyta; Magnoliopsida; Fabales; Fabaceae.